UUUUUACAGUUAAUAAUCACUCUUUCAGAUGGAAUAUGGGAUCUGGAGUUUUCACGCCGCGGGUGAACUUUGGGGUGAUCCGCGUCUCACCCGAAGGCAUCCGAUUCUACCAUCAAGUGCAACACAGUUACUGCCGAGAUCCGCAUUCGCCUUGAAUGGCUUCCAUCGACCAAAUAUGGUGUCAUUACCAUUGACUUCCGUUGGGCUACCAUAUGGACCUAUGGAACUCGUUACAAAACGGAAUAGUGAACGGGAUGUGAAGAACGAAGAGAGAAAAAAGGAGAAACAAGAUGACAACGAAGAAAACAUCGAACGAGCCAACGAAAAUGAUAAUCAGACUUCCGUGCCGAAAGAAAAUAACGACAAUGAAGAUGCUGGAGAGGAAAGCGAUACUGGAAGUACAAAUAGUUCACAUCAUUUAGCUAACAAUAAUUUACCGACAAAAUUGCUCGAUCCUAUGGCUUAUCUGACAUUUGACAAGGAUGGAACAGUUACACCAGUUCUGAAUGGCUGGGUCCUUGGCGCUUAUACCGCUAUGCUUGGAAGACUUUCAGCAGCGACAGCAGCUCUCGAAGCAACAGAAAUUCCAAACAUUCCAUCUGACAGCGAUUCUGAGAGCGAGCAUUCAUCUUACACCGAAAAAUCUCGAGGUAAUAGUCCAAACAUUAGCAAUGCACAUCGUGGUUAUUCCUGCGGUUCUUGUGACAUGGUUGCGCCAACAAGGCCAGCUUUGCGAAAACACAUUGUUAAUUGUCAUCCACCAGUAUUCAGCGCAGAAGCUGGAGAAAAGAAAAGUUGUCCGUCCUCGGGCUGUGAUUUUACCACGAAUAGUAGAUGCGAGAUGGAAACUCACGUAGCUUCACACGUAGCACAAGGGAUGACACCCACUGGAAAGAAACGAACUUUUGCAUUGCAACGCGUCAGGUAUAGGUAUGAAAGGGAAGAAUACAGAUGCUCAUUAUGCUCAUAUGCCUGCACUAUCGAAAAGGCAUUUCAGAGGCAUUUGAGAGCACACGCAAAUGGUAUAGCGCCAGAAACAAGAGUGAGUUGUGCUGUUUGUGGGGCGGAUAGAUCAUCGGAAGUCGAUCUGAGCAGACAUAUGAGAAGACAUCGUGACGAUCGAUACUUUUGCUGUGACAUUUGCAUCUUUCGCACAGUACAAUUAAAAAAGCUCAUUCAACACCGGCGAAUGCAUACAGGCGAGAAACCACAUCUAUGUCCACAUUGUGCAUACAGAAGUGCACGUCGUGAUAAUUUACGUAGCCAUGUAAGAAGAGUCCAUAAAAAAGAGAAUCUGUAUUGCGAUACAUUUAGUCCACGUGGUAUGUUGUUUACACCUACGAUCGAAAAAGAUAUAUCUCUGAUGCAGAGCCCGGAAUCUUCGCCUUCAUCCAAUUCGGAGUCGAUGAAUUAAU
Apis dorsata (giant honeybee) is the source of this 1415-nucleotide messenger RNA. Its product is annotated as zinc finger protein 354C-like. The record is from RefSeq and is a predicted model, not a curated record. Gene Ontology annotation, cellular component: chromosome. Gene Ontology annotation, molecular function: chromatin insulator sequence binding. Gene Ontology annotation, biological process: regulation of transcription by RNA polymerase II. The coding region runs from base 29 to 1414 and encodes 461 amino acids. Lineage: Eukaryota; Metazoa; Arthropoda; Insecta; Hymenoptera; Apidae. The transcript is spliced from 6 exons.